Molecule: messenger RNA, 3501 nt
Organism: Chenopodium quinoa (quinoa)
Lineage: Eukaryota; Viridiplantae; Streptophyta; Magnoliopsida; Caryophyllales; Amaranthaceae
Product: formin-like protein 4
Exons: 2
Coding region: 431-2911 (826 amino acids)
Biological process (GO): actin cytoskeleton organization; actin nucleation
Molecular function (GO): actin filament binding
Source: RefSeq, a predicted model, not a curated record
CUGAUGCAUAAUUUUAAUCGAAAAUCCUCGCCGUUAACCCAAUUAUAAUAUAUAUGAUUUUAAACUAAUGAAGUGAUCAGAUAUUAUGAAACGAAAGACAUAAUUCUAACAAACCACAAUAUUCCUCAAUAAUUUUUUUUACUCCGUAAAUGACAAGGAUGGACACUAAUUUCACAACAAGAAAGGCUUAGUAAAAACUAAGGUAAAAAAGAUUGAUUUAAAAAAAAAUGGCAAGGAAAAAUUCUAAAAGUCAGCAACCUGCUUACUUUGACAUUGUCUGCAAGAAAAAGAACCCAACAUGGGAACAGCUCAACAUCAUCUUAAUACAACAAAACCACCCUCAAAAAAAUGAGAACUAAUCAACUAAAUUAGUUGCCUAUCUUACCUCUUUCUCUCUCCUCCCCCCUCUUUUUUGUACAGAUCAAAGAGGAUGGCAUUCCUAACUAAGACAUCCCAUUUCUUUCAUACCUUCAUUCUCUUCUUUCUGUGCCUUAAUUCUUUCAUUCAUCAUUCCUUCUGUCAACAAAAUAUCGAAACCUUCUAUCCUUCAGCAUUAGAACCAGCAUCAGCACCAGCACCAGCAGUAAUUCCUCCUAGUAGUCCCGCGGUUCUACCGUCUCCACCAACACAGCCUACGCCUCUGCUGCCACCCCCACCGGAUACGACAGGGCCUCCGCCAUCACGAUCAACGUCUCAUAAGGCAAUAUACACGGCUGUUGGGGUGACAGCUGCAAGCACUCUGGUGGUGGCUGCAGCACUCUUUUUCUUCUGCACUAAGUAUACUCAACGGAAGAAGGAGAAUGGUGGUCAGGUGCAGACUGUUGGAGCGAUUGCUGCUUCGGGUGGAGGAGCUGGAGGUGGUGGUGGAGGAGGGAGGUUGCAGCCGUUGCAGCACACAGAGUUUACGAGGUUUGAUGGGAAUAUCAAAGGGCUAAUAGUUGAUGAAGAUGGUUUGGAUGUUCUGUAUUGGCGGAAGCUUGAAGGGAGCCAAAGGAAGAGCGGACCUUUUCAUAAGGAUGUGUUUAACAAAGGAAGCAAUGGAAGGAGGACGUAUUCUCGAGGCAAAUCAUCGUCUUCUUACAACCAAAUACAUCCUAAGGAAGAGCAAUCAGCUAGACUGCUUGGUCCUCCUAAACAACUCGAAAACGAAACAACCUUUCAGUCUGUUGGAAGAGCAGAGGAGGCAGAAAAAGUGGUUGUUGCAAAGGAAGAAAUCAGUAGAGUUCCGUCUUUACCUCCCCUUCCAUCAUCCAAUUCAUCCAAGGCAGGAUCGACACCACCACCACCGCCACCGCCACCAAUGGCAGUCAAGAAAGGACCUGCUCCACCGCCACCAAUGGCGGCCAAAAAAGGUCCGGCUCCACCACCUCCACCGCUCAAGAUGGGUGGAUCACUAAAACCACCAGCACCACCAAAGCGGACACCAAGUGGAAAUAUUCGAGAAGCAUCUGCCAUUGGGGAAGAGGUGUCAGACAGCAAGAAUGAUCAGGUCAAACUGAAGCCAUUGCAUUGGGAAAAAGUCAACGUUAAUACUGAUCAUUCCAUGGUGUGGGACAAAAUUGAACGCGGUUCAUUCCAAUACAACGGUGAUAUGAUGGAAGCUCUCUUUGGUUGUGUUGCGACAAACCGUAAAUCCCCCAAGGGGGAUGCUACAGUUCAAGGUAUUGCGAGUCCAAAUGCAGCAGCAAAGAUUUUCAUUCUGGAUGCACGGCGUUCCCAGAACAUAGCUAUUGUAAUUCGGUCAUUGGGCAUCACUCGCAAUGAGUUGAUUGCAGGGCUCCAAGAAGGAAAAGGGCUGAAUGUAGAUAUACUUGAAAAACUGACCAGAAUAACUCCUACACGAGAAGAGAAGAUUCAAAUCCUCGCAUUUGAGGGAGAUGCCGGAAGGCUUGCUGAUGCAGAAUCCUUCCUUUAUCAUCUGCUCAAGGCUGUUCCCUCAUCCUUUACUCGAGUUAGCACCAUGCUCUUUAGGUUCAAUUAUGGCUCAGAAGUCCAUCAACUGAAGGAAUCACUCCAAACACUUGACUCCGCUUGCACUGAGCUUCGAAAUCGUGGAGUAUUUUUGAAACUUUUGGAAGCAAUAUUAAAAGCAGGGAAUCGGCUAAAUGCUGGGACUGCAAGAGGGGAUGCAAAGGCUUUUAACCUUACAGCUUUACGAAAGCUCUCUGAUUACAAAAGCAGUGAUGGGAAGACCACUCUACUGCACUUUGUGGUUCAUGAGGUUGUCAGAAAUGAAGGGAGACGGUGUGUUAUGAACAGGAACAACAGCUUAUCUAGAACAAACAGUCAGAAAAACUCAAGUUCAAACCUAAAGCCGGAGGAAUCAAAGUCAAAAGAGGAGCAAGAGAAGGAGUUCUUACAGCUAGGACUACCUGUUGUAGGUGGCUUGAGUUCCGAGUUCUCAAAUGUAAAGAAAGCAGCCACCCUUGACUAUGAUACCAUAUCAAGCAUCAGUACUUCUGUGGGAGCUCGUAUUGCUGAAACCCGGCAACUUGUGCUGCAGUGUGGUGCUGAUAAUGAGGGACGAGAUUUCAUUGCAGAGAUGAAAGAGUUCCUGGCAGCAGCAGAAGGAGAAAUAAAGGUUGUUCAAGAAGAGCAGACGAGGGUGAUGGAAUUUGUAACAAAAACAGCACAGUACUACCAAGCAGGCGGUUUCAAAGACAAACAGCCACUACUGCUAUUUGUCAUAGUAAAGGAUUUCCUGAAUACAGUUGAUCAAGCCUGUAUAGAUAUUGCUAGGAGUUUGCAACAUAAGAAAUCACAUACAUCUAGCGCCAGCUCCUCAUCAUCAUCAACUCCUUCAUCACCCCCAAGCCCAGAUAUUUUAAGGACCCGUGUGACAUUCCCAAGGUUACCAAGACAUUUCUUGUCAGACAAAUCGAGUGGAAGUGACACAGAUGAUAAUAGCUGAUAAUUACAAGUUCAAGUCUCACAAGGUUGCAGACUUUACGUGAUGUAAAUACAGGACGAGGAAAGUACACAAGGUCCUUUUUCUUCAUUCAAUUUGAAAGGAAAAAAAAACAGAUUGAAAAUAUAGAGUGAUUCUGGCUUUUUUCUUUAAUUUUUUGGACCGGAAAUGAGUGAUCAUUAUACUGUAAUGUGAUUAUAUUCUCAACACAACCACCCCCUUCCCCCCUCCCAACCCAUUCAAGAUACGGAACGAAGAAAUUACUCUUAGAACUCUUAAUCUUUAAUUGCACAAAGAAAAAGAAUCAUUAGAUUGCCCAGCACUUUAGGAUAUGUAUUCACAAAGAGUUCUAAUUAUCAAAUAAGUAUUGUGCUUGUUCAGGGAACAUGAGAUUGCAGUUGCCAAAAAAACAUAUUUCCUAUAUGUCAUGCUAUUGUACAUAAGUGAGGUAGCUGGGAACCUGUACCAAUUCAACACCAAAAUAUGGUUUCAUUUUGAACAGAAUGUCCUGAUUCUGAAAAUUUGAAGUCAUAAGCAGUUUAUUGUGUAUAUUUGAGACUUCAGGAAACAUAUUAUGGAGAAUUUGUCACCUA